Telopea speciosissima is the source of this 2133-nucleotide messenger RNA. Its product is annotated as NADP-dependent malic enzyme-like. Bases 132 to 2060 code for a protein of 642 amino acids. Gene Ontology annotation, cellular component: chloroplast. Gene Ontology annotation, biological process: pyruvate metabolic process; malate metabolic process. Gene Ontology annotation, molecular function: malate dehydrogenase (decarboxylating) (NAD+) activity; NAD binding; malate dehydrogenase (decarboxylating) (NADP+) activity. The transcript has 20 exons. The record is from RefSeq and is a predicted model, not a curated record. Lineage: Eukaryota; Viridiplantae; Streptophyta; Magnoliopsida; Proteales; Proteaceae.
AUAGAAAGGAAAGGUAGAUUGCUCAGAAGACUCUCUCUCCUCUCGUUUUCUCUCUCUUAAAGUUACGGUCGCCGACCGGGGACUAAAAGCGAACGUCUCUCCUUCCCAUUUCUUUUUUCAAUUCCGUCGCGAUGAUUUCGUUGAACAGAAGCAGUUUCCUGAACAACAACUCUACGAGUUUAUCUGGCAUUUCUAGAUUCUCUAAUACGCAGAGAAAAGCAUCAGCUGUGGUGGUAGCUGUGAGCUCCAACGGUCGACCAGGCGAGAGAAAGAUUAGGGCUGUGAUGGAGAGCACUCUGAAAGAGACGAGAGAAGGUGCUUCGGUUCUGGAUUUGGACCCCAAAUCCACUGUCGGCGGAGGAGUUGAAGACACCCACGGUGAGGAUACCGCCUCCGAAGAUCAUCCCAUCACCCCUUGGACCUAUUCCGUUGCUAGUGGGUAUACUUUGUUGCGGGAUCCACACCACAACAAAGGGCUUGCCUUCUCUGAGAAAGAGAGAGAUGCUCAUUACUUGCGUGGCCUUCUUCCCCCAGCAGUUGUAUCUCAAGAACUUCAGGAGAGGAAGAUAAUGAAUAAUAUCCGUCAAUAUAAUGUGCCAUUGCAGAGAUACGUUGCCAUGAUGGAUCUUCAGGAGAGGAAUGCAAGGCUGUUCUACAAGCUUCUCAUUGAUCAUGUCGAGGAAUUGCUUCCUGUUGUGUACACACCAACUGUUGGUGAGGCUUGCCAGAAAUAUGGAAGCAUCUUCAGGCGUCCACAGGGUUUAUACGUCAGCUUGAAAGAGAAGGGAAGGAUUCUUGAGGUGUUGAAGAACUGGCCUGAGAAAAGUAUCCAAGUUAUUGUUGUAACUGAUGGUGAGCGGAUUUUGGGGCUAGGGGAUCUUGGAUGCCAGGGGAUGGGAAUUCCGGUCGGCAAACUAGCGCUAUAUACAGCACUUGGAGGUGUACGUCCUUCUUCGUGCUUGCCUGUAACCAUUGAUGUGGGUACAAACAAUGAGCAGUUGUUGAAGGAUGAGUUCUACAUUGGACUCAGGCAGAAGAGGGCAACUGGCCAGGAAUAUGCAGAACUUCUACAUGAAUUCAUGUGUGCAGUUAAGCAGAAUUAUGGGGAGAAAGUCCUCAUACAGUUUGAAGAUUUUGCAAACCACAAUGCCUUUGAGCUGCUUGCAAAAUAUAGGACAACGCAUCUUGUUUUCAAUGACGAUAUACAGGGAACAGCAUCAGUGGUCCUUGCAGGGCUUGUUGCAGCACUGAAGUUAGUUGGAGGAACCUUGGCUGAGCAUACGUUCUUAUUUCUUGGUGCUGGAGAGGCUGGUACUGGUAUUGCUGAACUUAUAGCUCUUGAGAUGUCAAGACAGACAAAAGCUCCAUUGGAAGAGAGUCGUAAAAAAAUUUGGCUUGUGGACUCAAAGGGAUUGAUUGUUAACUCCCGAAAGGAGUCUCUUCAACAGUUCAAAAAACCUUGGGCUCAUGAACAUGAACCUGUUAAGACACUUCUGGAUGCUGUCAACGCAAUCAAGCCAACUGUGUUGAUCGGUUCCUCAGGGGCAGGCCAAACAUUUACAAAGGAGGUGGUUGAGGCUAUGGCUUCCUUCAAUGAGAAACCAGUUGUUCUUGCUCUCUCAAAUCCGACCUCACAGUCUGAGUGCACAGCUGAACAAGCAUACACAUGGAGUAAGGGCCGUGCAAUUUUUGCCAGUGGGAGUCCAUUUGACCCUGUUGAAUAUGAUGGGAAGGUUUUUGUACCUGGCCAGGCAAACAAUGCAUACAUUUUCCCUGGACUUGGUUUGGGUUUGAUAAUUUCCGGUGCAAUCCGUGUGCAUGAUGACAUGCUUUUGGCAGCCUCGGAAGCAUUAGCUGCACAGGUGACACAGGAGAAUUUCAACAAAGGCCUUAUCUAUCCUCCAUUUUCUAAUAUCAGAAAGAUAUCUGCUCAUAUUGCUGCUAGUGUAGCUGCUAAAGCAUAUGAAUUAGGUUUGGCAACCCGUCUCCCUCAACCAGAAAAUCUGGUUGAGUAUGCGGAGAGCUGCAUGUACAGUCCUGCCUACAGAAACUACCGGUGAAUUGGUGGAAGCAUCACGUCAUGUCACUGCAGUUUUUGUAUUUUCAUUUGUUCUCAACAUAUUUAUCUUUAUA